Molecule: messenger RNA, 2451 nt
Organism: Vanessa atalanta (red admiral)
Lineage: Eukaryota; Metazoa; Arthropoda; Insecta; Lepidoptera; Nymphalidae
Exons: 16
Coding region: 105-2288 (727 amino acids)
Biological process (GO): D-sorbitol catabolic process
Molecular function (GO): L-iditol 2-dehydrogenase (NAD+) activity; zinc ion binding
Source: RefSeq, a predicted model, not a curated record
AGUGACAUAGGAAUAAGUUAGAAGACAAAAAUAAACUCAGUCAGUACAGCAGUGGCAACUGGCUUAGUGACACAGUGACAAUCGCUUAGAGCGCACGCGUAAUCAUGGCACAGGAUAACCUCACCGCUGUUUUGUACAAAACAAAAGAUUUACGACUGGAACAAACUCCGAUUCCGCAAAUAGCUGAUGAUGAGGUUCUUCUCCGUAUGGAUUGUGUGGGCAUCUGCGGGUCAGAUGUCCACUACUGGGAGACUGGAUCUUGCGGACAUUUUGUGCUCAAAGAGCCCAUGAUUAUGGGUCACGAGGCCUCAGGUGUCGUUGUUAAGCUGGGUGCAAAAGUGAAGAAUCUGAAAGUUGGCGAUCGCGUAGCCAUCGAGCCUGGUGUCCCGUGUCGUUACUGUGAGUUCUGCAAGACGGGACGUUACCAUCUGUGCCCGGACAUUCAGUUCUGCGCCACUCCACCCGUACACGGAAAUCUCGCUCGUUAUUACAAACAUGCAGCUGACUUCUGCUACAAACUCCCCGACCACGUAUCGAUGGAGGAAGGUGCGCUGCUUGAACCGCUUUCGGUGGGCAUCCAUGCGUGCCGACGUGGUGGCGUGUCGGCCGGAAAUUCCGUGCUGAUUCUGGGCGGGGGUCCUAUAGGCCUUGUCACGCUACUAUCUGCACGCGCCAUGGGCGCCAGCAAGAUAAUUAUAACGGAUCUCCUGCAGUCACGUUUGGAUAUGGCGAAGAAGCUAGGUGCUGACUAUACUCUUCUGGUAAACAAAGAUUCCAACGAGGCAGACGUAGUUAGGAAGGUUCACGAAUUGCUCGGGACGCAUCCUGACAUCUCCAUCGACGCGAGUGGAGCUCAGUCUACAGUGCGCUUGGCUUUACUGGCAACUAAGUCCGGUGGCGUGGCCGUACUGGUGGGUAUGGGCAGUCCUGAGCUCACGUUACCUCUGGCCGGCGCUGUCGCACGUGAGGUUGACAUCAGAGGCAUUUUCCGAUAUGUCAACGAGUACCCCAUAGCGAUGUCGAUGGUGGCAAGUGGACAAGUGGAUGUGAAGCCGCUCGUAACUCAUCACUUCAGCAUCGAAGACACGCUGCAAGCAUACGACGUAGCGCGCCGCGGACUCGGCAUCAAGGUCAUGAUACACGUUCAGCCGCGAGACGCCAACAACGCUACCGCCUUCCCCAACAUCGUGUCUUACAACUCUGUUCUACUUUAUUUUAAUAUUUUUAUCGCGAGUGAAGUGUGCAACAUGACAGAGAACUAUGCGGCUGUUUUAUAUGGACCUAAAGAUUUAAGAUAUGAGAAAUGGCCAAUGCCGGAGAUUAGUGAUAAUGAGAUUUUAAUAAAGAUCGACUGCGUUGGGAUUUGUGGUUCAGACCUUAAGCUGUAUUCGACUGGAAAAUGUGGACUUGAAGUUGUCUGCGAUCCCAUGAUCUUGGGCCAUGAAGGUGCAGGUGUUGUUAUAAAGGUCGGAAGCGGAGUAAAGAACAUCGAUGUAGGUGAUCGGGUAGCUAUAGAGCCGACGCAACCGUGUCGCAGCUGCGAGUACUGCAAGAAAGGCCGAUACAAUCUAUGUGAUCAGCCGCGAUACUGUUCAACGACCGGUGCUAUGGGAAACCUCUGCCGAUACUACAAGCACGUUGCUGAUUUUUGUCACAAACUUCCCAACAAUGUGAGCAUGGAAGAGGGAGCUGCGGUGCAACCACUUGCAAUCGCCAUUCAUGCAUGUACACGCGCAGGUGUACGACUUGGUUGCACGCUGCUGGUGCUAGGGGCGGGGCCAAUUGGCGUGCUGUGUGCGAUGACCGCAAGGGCAAUGGGUGCUGCUAAAAUACUCAUAACUGAUGUUGUCGCGUCACGCCUUGAAACAGCCAAAAAGUUGGCCGCAGACCAUACCUUGCUCGUGUCACCAAACCAAAGUGACCAGGAGAUAGUCGAAAGAAUAACAACCGUCUUGGACACUACUCCUGAUAUAACUAUUGACGCCUGCGGGUUCGAAUCAGCACAGAGAAUAGCUUUGACGGUAACGCGCACGGGCGGCACGGUGCUGGUGGUGGGCAUCGGCGAGGCGACGGUGCGCGUGCCGCUGACGGCGGCGAUGCUGCGUGAGGUGGACGUGCGCGGCGCAUACCGCCUGCUCAACUCGUAUCCGUUAGCGUUGGCUGCAGUGUCAAGCGGCGCGAUAGACCUCAAGUCCUUUAUAACACAUCAUUUCCCUCUAGAAAAAUCAAAAGAAGCAAUGGAAUUCGCAAAAACAGGCGAAGCUAUGAAAAUUAUUAUACACGCGUGAAAACAUUCUCAUUCGCUUGCGCCAACGGGCGCAACUAUGUUUCAUUAAAUUCCUUACAAAAUGUAUGUAACAAAUAUAUAAAGUCUAAUAAUAGUAUUUGUUGGACGAAGAAUAAUAGUGUGCAUAACUUGUUGCUGUUAUAAUAUAUUUAUAGAUAUUCCGA